Molecule: messenger RNA, 1169 nt
Organism: Ostreobium quekettii
Lineage: Eukaryota; Viridiplantae; Chlorophyta; Ulvophyceae; Bryopsidales; Ostreobiaceae
Source: the annotation of a GenBank genome assembly
AUGGCCCAGAAGAGGCGCAGGCCCGGCCCCGGCGGCCCGUCCGCUGGGGCCGCCUCCCCAUCCGAUCCCGGCCUGCUGGCGGACAUCAUCGGCAAGACCGUCUUCGUGCCGUCCUCCCACUUCGGCGUGGAGGUGCCCGACAUGUUCUACAGGGCCAAGGUGGUGGGGCGCGAACGCGGCAAACGCGGCGCCGUGACUCUGCGCUUCUUCGAGGACGACGGCAGCCAGUGCUGGCUGCCCGCGGCCGACGUGGCGCGCUGGCUGAGGGACGGCGGCAACGGCGACGGGCGGUGCACAAGCUCGGCCAGCGACACCUACGCCGCCAAGGCGCUCAGCCUGCUGCGGGCGGCGGCCUCGGGCGGCGGCCGGCGUCCCGGGGGCCAACCCGCGCCCGUCGAGAAUCCCGAAUCUGGGAAGGAGAAGGAGGCGCCUGGAGGGGAUCCCGACGUGCCUGCGGAUCGCGAUGGAGGGCCCAGUGUGGCGGGUGCCAGGGGCUCGGACGCCGGGGGUGCGGGGCCCAGAAACGCGGCGGCGAUCGGUGGCAGUGACGGCAUGCGCGCUGACGAGGCACUCGCGGACAUCCGGGAGCCGUCCUUCUGUCGGGCCCAGGCGGACGGCCGACGGUCUGUCGAACACCACCAUCCCGGGAUUCAAUCCCCCGGGGCCCGUCGGGCGGCCAUUGGAGCCGGGAGCGAGUCCCACCCGCAGCCCGUGGCCAGUGGGGCAGUCGAGGUGGAGGGUGUGCCCGCGAUGGGCACCGGCGCGGACCUGAGGCUGCUGCCCAACCCCACGCUGGGCCUGGUGGACGGCAUCGCUGUCUACGAGCAGCCGCCGACCCUGCCGGUCCCAGCGGUCGCUGCGUCGGCGCCCCCGGAUGCGGGGAGAGCCGUAGGGGGAAGGUGCUGCGCCGCUUUCGGGAUGAAGGCUCCGGCGGUGGAGACCCGGGGCGCCGGGUGGGAGUCGCCCUCGUUUGGGCCGAUCCCGCCGUGUCGGGGGGCCGCGCACAGGCGCGUGGGGCGCGGCGGCAAGUGCACACCUCGGCGACACGUCGGCAAUCGGGACGGGGACGUCAUCUACAUAGACGUGGAUCCGCCGGGGCGGACGUCGCGCCCGCCCAGCGGCGACGCUCGCCGGCUCCUCCCCGGCCAGCAGCACUUGCAUCAGCACUU